AUGAACACUGUGUAUAAUGCACCAAUAAUAUGGAACUUUUGUAAACUUUACAUUCUAUUAAAAGUAGUGGUAUUUUGCAAUAAUUUGACAAACUAUACCAUGAAUGAAACAUUAAGUUCUCAAUAUGAAUUUUUAUCCUUAUGGAAAUUAAAAUCGAAUCAUUCUAUCAAUCUGGAAUAUGGUUUCCCUGUCAAUUUGAUUGGUAAUUUAAUACCAACAGUCGAGUUACAAUUUCAUCCAUGUAAUCAACAGGAUGCAGCAGAUGAGACAUGGACAGAUUGUCAAACAGUAUAUGUAACAUCUAGUUGCCAUUUUACUUAUGAACAAAUCAAUCACUUAGAGAAUAUAGCAUUCAAAAGUAAUAAUUGUAGUCAAUAUGCACAGAGUAAAUUAUCAUCGAAUAGAUGGAUCAGUGAAAUGUAUAAAAAGUCUACACAAGUAGUAAGCAUUCAAGCACAUCGUAUCAUGACAAACAUGGAGAUUAGAGAAUUUUUUAAGGAAUGUGGAAAUUAUUCUCAGUAUUUUAAUAAUAAGUCACUUAUAUCAUUAUGUGAUUGGGAUUAUUAUACUGAAUUAAUUACAGAUAGCAGUUCACUUGAUGUUUAUGGACACUUGAAUACUAGUUCAAUUUUAUCGGGUAAGGCAUAA
Molecule: messenger RNA, 648 nt
Organism: Schistosoma turkestanicum
Lineage: Eukaryota; Metazoa; Platyhelminthes; Trematoda; Strigeidida; Schistosomatidae
Source: the annotation of a GenBank genome assembly